AUGACGCAGACCGCUGUAGACGACAAUGCGGAACGCAUUGUCGUGCCGAAUGAUCCUGACCUGCGCAGCAGGAUCAUGUACGAGUAUCACGAUGUCCCCACGGCGGGACAUCCAGGACGUGAGAAGACGUACUCCCUUCUCACGCGAGACUUCUACUGGAACCACCAGUACAAGUGGGCUCCCCUACAACCACUGCCGACUCCGUCGGAGUGUUGGGAGUCCGUUUCGAUGGACUUCGUGUUUGGUCUUCCGCGCGAUUCCAGGCGGAAGACUGGUAUUGUGGUCUUUGUGGACCGCUUCAGCAAGAUGGUGCAUCUCGCUGCUGUCGCAGCGGAGGUGACCUCCGUACAGACGGCACGUCUGUUCGUCGACAUGGUGUUCAAGCACCAUGGCAUGCCCAACGACUUUGUGUCGGACCGCGAUCCGCGCUUCACGGCGCGUUUCUGGCAAGAAGUGUUCACACUUCUUGGAACACGGUUCUCUAUGUCGACUGCGGAUUAUCCGCAGACGGACGGGCAAACCGAGCGUGUGAACCGCGUGCUCGUGGACUUGCUGAAAAGCUACGCCCAGUCGUUCCACAACUGGAGCGACUACUUGCCGAUGGCCGAGUUCGCCAUCAACAACGCGGUGCAUGCCUCGACUGGGCAUACACCGUUCUUCGUGAACGCCAUGCGGCAUCCACGCCUUCCAAGCACACUCGGGGCGGUGGCUUCCUCCUUAAGUGGGAGAGGUUCUACUGUUGCGUCCGAACAACCGCAGAAGACAGCUGAUACGGAUCUAUCAGCUGCGAUGGCACGUGCGAAAGCGAGAGCCCGCACACGACAAAGCGACAUGUCAGUGCCGGGCACUGACACUGUGAAGAACCACGAGCAGGCGACACCUGCUGCGACCAAGGACAAUGUGUCAGUGCGGGGCACAGAUACCGUGAUGUGUCGAUGCCGGGCAUCGAUACUGAGAAGCUUCACGCACAGGCCGGGCCUGUAG
This is a messenger RNA of Phytophthora megakarya, 984 nucleotides long. The record is from the annotation of a GenBank genome assembly. Lineage: Eukaryota; Oomycota; Peronosporomycetes; Peronosporales; Peronosporaceae.